Nematolebias whitei (Rio pearlfish) is the source of this 712-nucleotide messenger RNA. Its product is annotated as small integral membrane protein 4. The coding region runs from base 116 to 361 and encodes 81 amino acids. The record is from RefSeq and is a predicted model, not a curated record. The transcript is spliced from 2 exons. Lineage: Eukaryota; Metazoa; Chordata; Actinopteri; Cyprinodontiformes; Rivulidae.
AGAAUGAGGACAAACAAAACAAACAUGGCUGCGUUCUUUUGACCUGACCCUCUUGUCUAUGAAGGAAAAGACAGCUAAGUGUUUGCCCGGACUCAGUUUUCGUUUGUAAAUCGACAUGUUUUACAGGAACAGAGUAGUGACAAAGCUGUUGAACAUUGUCCCGGGGAAGCGCCGACUGGGACCUUACAGGUUUCUUCCCAUCUUCUUUUGCAUCGGAGGAGUCAUGGAGUGGGUUAUGAUCAACGUGAGGGUGGGAAGAGAAACUUUCUAUGACGUCUACAGAAGGAAACGAUCAGAGCGGGAGUACAAGCAGAAGAUCACAGACGGUCUGAUAGUUCCUGAUCAGCCUGCAGCCAAGUGACUGAUGGUCGGACUCAUCACCUGAGGACACCUUGUUGGACUCUCCUGCCCUGAUUUUAACAGCUGUACCACAUCUGUAAUACUAUUGAUGACAUAAAGGUGAUAAGAUGAAGAAGUCCUCUCCAGCAGGCAGGUUUUAUGGUUUAUACUCACAGGCAAAGAUGUUUUCACGAUGAUGGUGCAGCUUUGAAUGACACAAGAGGCUGAUUGUAAUCACAGCAAUAUUUCAUGUAAAUCCUUAUUAAUGCUUCAUGUGGAAAGCAUCUAAAACAUGCACAACAACAUAUGGAUAAUCUGUAGCAUUGUGCACUGUGUUAUUACGUAAUGUGAGAAACUGUAUAGUUGAGCUAUU